GAAAGGGUUUGGAAAGGAUUACACUCUGUUGUGGAAGACUUUUUAAGCUCUGAAUCGUUUCGAUUUUACAGUUUCUGGUUCAUCUCAAAUACUGUCAACAUUUAUACUCCUAUAGAUGUGUUUUUCACAAUUUUAAUUGAUGGUACAAGUAAAUUCGUUAAUUCAAUAACAGAUCACCGAUUUUUAAAAUCGUCUAGAUAUCAGUUUACCCGAAGUUUUGUAUGAGUUUGUUUGUUUUGUUUUACGUCCCGUCAAGAAAUUUUCACUCAUAUCGAGACGUCACCACUUGUAAGUGAAGUACCACAAAUUUGGGGCUAUGUUUAGUGCUUAUGGCCGUAGCAGUGAAGGUCCUUUAACGUGUCAACGCCUGUCACGACACGGGACCUCCAUUUUAAUAUAUAUCCGAAAGACCCGUGAUUCUCACUUCUAAAUGCUGAGCGUUUGGUCAUUCACUACCUAUGUUUACGUCGUAGGUUUGAUGCAGCCAUGGCACAAAUGGGGUUCGAACUUACGACCUUCCGGUUACGAUUGUGAACGCUUUACCACUGAGCUACCGCGACCGGUCUGAAAAUUUAGUAUUUGGGGCAACAGUUUAAACUCUAUUUGGACCAAUAGUUUAACUUUUUUUCCUAACCUCCAUCUUGAAUUUUGAGACAAGACUUUAAAAAUGCAACAUUUUUGCAAUUUGAAAAAAAAAACAAUCCGAUAAUUCUCCUAGUGUGUUCUUUUGAACUCUCAACUUCUGUAUAAUAUUCUUCAGUAUCUUUAUGUGCAAAAAUGCCAUUAUUCAUUUUCAAUCCACCAGCAUUAAACUUCUUAAUAUCUUAUUUUUAGAAGACAUGAGUGUGUGUUAAUUUGUAUUCCUCAUGAUGUGCUGACACCAACAGACAAAACUAGUUUAUGCGAAUAAAUCUUUUAGAAAAUUAUAUGUUAGUGCAAAUAGGUUCAAGUUUAACACAAUUUAGCUGAAUAACAAGCACUAUGACCCGAGUUUCCUCUUCAAUGCAGAAAUAUAAAAAAAAAUAUUUCCAACAAUAUACAAAACUACCAAAAAAAAACAAAAGAAAAAAAAAACAAAAAAAAAACAAACAAACCAAAAAACAACAACAAAAACCAAAAAACCCCCCCCCCAAAAAAAAAAAAAUACAAAACUCAGGUGCAAACUUCUUUCACAAUUGCAAAUCUGCAAUGAAAGAAAUUAUGGCCACUAGAUCUGUAUGUAUAUUUGAAAUUACAAAUAUCUAGUAUACCAUUCUCGACAAUUCCUGUAGUGACGUCUGUGAAACGUCUCUAUAGAUCAUAACAUUUAUCUCCAUUUAGGUCACCUAUGUCUCGCUACUAUACUGACUUCGCGAUAUCAAUGGAACAUAGAUUAGACGAAGAAAAAACCAGAUCUUGCGGUCAUGUCUGGUGUAGUGUUCUACGUAGCGCUAAUCUUUGGACAGUUUCUCUGUGUUACUGGACAGGGCUGUCCAUCACGAUGUACAUGUCACAAAGCCAUUGUCAACUGUCAUGGAAAGAAACUUGAACGAGUACCACGGAAUCUACCCAUGUCUAUAGAACGACUGAUCCUUAGUCAGAAUCAUAUUGAAGAAAUCAGCAGGGAUGACUUCUGCACUCUACCUAACCUUGUCGAAAUACAGCUUCAAAACAACAAAAUAAGUUCGAUUCCGUCUCACACAUUUACGGGUGAGUGUAUUCCGAACAUUCAAAGCAUUCGACUGGAAAACAAUAAGAUAAAUGUCACAGAAGCCGGUGCAUUUUACAAUUUAUCAGCACUUGUUAAUGUAACUCUGAUAAAUAACAAAUUGAGUCAGUUGCAUCCUAAUUCGUUCGAUGGAACGACUUUGAAAUUUUUACACCUGGGAAGUAAUAAACUAAAGAAUAUCCCAAACCUACGAAAUCUAGAUGUUCUAGAAAUGUUGAUAAUGGAGGGAAAUGAAAUACAGAAUGGGACGUUUCCUCAUUUCUUCAGGACCAUGCUUAACAUGACAACAAUUGGCAUGAGCAACAACAAAAUUAGCAACUUGGACAAAGAUGUCUUCAGUAAUUUGAAAUACAGCAAAAUAAGAAAAUUGGAACUUGCACGCAACAAUAUUACAAAGAUUUCCAAUGAAAGUUUUCUGCCACUUUCAGCUUUACAGUCCCUCAAAUUAGGUUGGAAUCCAUUGACGGACGAUGAAUUAUAUAAAGCCUUAUCCGGAUUACUUGGCGCACCCCUAACCUCUCUUAGCAUUCCUGGUUUACAGUUUAAUGGACUUAUGCCAUCAUCCUCGUUUCCGUUGCUAAAAAACGCGAAUCUUUCAACACUUGAUAUGAGUUUUAACGAAAUUAAUAAUAUCCCACCAUAUGGUUUCAAAACACUGACCCAGUUAAGAUCUUUAGAAAUCAGCAAUUGCGGCAUUCGUUUUAUCCAUGAAAAUGCUUUUGAUGGUCUAAAAAAUCUGAAUAAUCUUUUACUGACUAAUAAUUAUGUUCAAUCUGUGCCGAGAAAUCUUCCUAAAAGUUUGCUUUACCUUUACAUGACUGGAAAUCAAGUUGAUGUUUUAAAAACCAACUCCUUUUCAAAUUUAGGAUCUUUGAGACGUCUUUAUUUGGGCCAUAACAAAAUCCUGACUCUCUUUCAAGGUGCAUUUGUUGGACUACACAAUUUGAAAGAUUUGCAAUUGUAUGGAAAUCGGAUAAAUACUCUUCCCAAACGUUUAUUUGCGCCGCUGUCUAGUCUGGUAUCACUAGAACUCCAAGAAAACAAUUUGAAAAUGAUUCAAAACUCAACUGACACCUUUUCCUCUAUGAUAUCAUUGGAAUAUCUAAAUCUAGCUGACAAUGACUGUUCCUUUCUUCCGGUGACCUUGUUUGCUAAACUUAACAAAUCUAUGCAGACGUUAAAACUUCAAGGCAAUAGACUUGGAAAAUAUUUUCUAGAUGAUAACGAGGGUAAAUUAUUCACGGGUUUAAAACAUCUGAAAUUUCUUGAUCUAUCAAGCAAUCAAAUACACACUUUUCCCUCUAGCUUAUUUCGAGACAUGGACAGUCUUGAGACUUUAUCAUUAAGGGAUAACUGGAUAUCCGGAUGGAAAGGGAACAGUUUAUCACUCUCUAGUUCUCUUCAUUAUUUGGAUCUUUCAAAUAACAGGAUUGCAAUCAUCGGUGAAGAAACCAUGAAAGGAAUGCAAUCAUUAAAAACUGUUAACUUCACAAAUAAUCCUUUCGCAUGCACGUGCGAUCUACGCUGGUUUCGAAAGUGGAUUAGAAGUACCAAUACAACUAUUUCAAGCGUGGAAAAAUAUCAAUGCAAUUCGCCUUUAGAGUGGAAAGGCAAACCCCUUCUGUCAUUCGAUGAAACAAAGAUCGAAUGCAAUCUCGUCGCCCUUACGACCACUAUUGGAAUUGUACUUGGUGUAACAGGACUAACUUUUGCGAUUGCUUUUGCCAUGUAUUGGUAUCGUCUGUACAUUAUAUUUCUCUGGUUUUUGAUAAAGAAACGUCUGUGUUCGAUACGACGUAAAGGUUACGAAGAAAUACUGCACUGGGAGUACGAUGCUUGUAUCGUUUAUUCAGAAAUGCAGGAGGAUUCCGUGUGGAUUCAGGAGAAUAUUUUGCAUAACUUUGAUAGAGGAACCGAAGAUGAUGAUAACCAGGGUGCAUACAAAAUUUAUUUUGACGAUCGUGACACCCUGGGAAGUGCUUUGAAAUUAGAUACAAUGAUGAAUGUUAUGGAAAAGAGCAGGAAAAUCAUCAUCGUUAUUACGAAAAAUACCACAAGUGACCACCUGAUGAACAUUCUUAUAUUCGAAACUCUGAUAUUAAAAAGAGAUUCACUCCACGAUAUCAUUGUUGUUACAAAAGACAAAUUGUCUAUAUCAGAUAUACCGCGACUUCUGCACUCCACAUUCAUCAUAGGUGAUAAUGUUGAAUGGAGAGACAAAGCCAUUUACAGAAAGGUUUUCAUGGCGAAAAUGAAAGAAAAGUUGGAAGACCCUAUCCUUGAGUAUGAAGACGAAGCUUAAAAGACUGAGCGCAGUAUGUCUGUAGUGUAUGGUUCAGUUUUCUCCUUGACAAAAAAACAUUUUUUUUCGACAUCACAUGACUUUAAAUCAACAAGCGGAAGCAUAAUGUUUCAUUGCAGGCACUAUGUUCAAGCUUCAUCUCAAUCCGUUGUUUUAUAAGGAAUAAAAUCUACACUACUUAAUGCAACGCCACUUUUGAGAGACCAAGUACCAAUUUGCCGAAACGUCUUACAACUUAGGAGUAAAAUUAUUUUCGCAAUUUGUUAAAUAUUACACUUUUUUAAAAUGUACAUUAAUGACUAACCUAAAUACAUGAUGGAAGAUGAAUACAUACAAAUGUUUUCACGACGGCUAACCUUAACUGAUCACAUUUUUGAAGAAUGAAAGGAAGAUGGGCUAAGAGGUCGGACUGAAUGCCCACAGUCGGUCAAUUAAGACUGCAUUAAAAAGUGUCAACUUGGCAAAAAUUGUCCAUUUUGUAUCUCAAAGGAUUGCAUAAUUAUCAGAUUAUCAUUCAAUAACUUCUUACAUAUCAAGGUUGUGCAUUUAAAGUCUAAUAUUAAGAUGCCCAUGUACCAAUAAGACAUUAAAAUGCAUAGAAAACAAAGGAAUAUUUUGUUCAGUGGCUCAGCUCUCCAUUUUUUUUUUUUAAAUUGUUGAAUAGAAAGGGUUAAACAAAAACUACUUCCACUUUUUGCAAAAAAGGGGGGAUUCAAGACCCACUAUAUGUUUUGAAAAAAACUUUCCUAUAUAAAUCAUGCUUCUUGAUAUGAAAAUUCAAAGUGGACAUGGCGCUUAACAAGCUAUUUAUUCUGACGCAGACUUUCUAUAAACUUUUGUAGGCUAGGGUAGCCAAUGUGUCCGGAAGGAAAGACUGCACAUUCUACAUGUAUAUAAAUUUAAGAAUUUAGUAGAUUGUUCAUUUUGUGUUUGAAUUGGUCUGAUACAUGUAUCCCAUGGAUAUAUCGUGAUAUGUGAUUAAUUGUUAAUUGUAUCAUAUGACAUGAACAUUACAAAUUAUGACUUAUUUAUUACAUGUAAUGGUGUAUGCUGUGGCUAUUUCAUUGAUGUGGUGGUUGUUUUAGUUCGUCUUAUGGUCAAUAAAUCAUGACAAAAUUCA
Ostrea edulis (European flat oyster) is the source of this 5130-nucleotide messenger RNA. Its product is annotated as slit homolog 3 protein-like. The record is from RefSeq and is a predicted model, not a curated record. Gene Ontology annotation, cellular component: membrane. The transcript has 2 exons. Lineage: Eukaryota; Metazoa; Mollusca; Bivalvia; Ostreida; Ostreidae. Gene Ontology annotation, molecular function: protein binding; transmembrane signaling receptor activity. Gene Ontology annotation, biological process: toll-like receptor signaling pathway; immune response. The coding region runs from base 1404 to 4010 and encodes 868 amino acids.